CAAUCACGGGUCCUUUCAUAUAUUUCAUGAUCGGAAAUGAAGGCAUGAAUACCGAUUCGAAACCAAUAUGAACAUUAUUUUCCUUAUUGCUAUUGCCAUUAUUUUCCAGACUGUAAUAUUUACGUCGCUUGUACACAGAGACCUUGUGGAAAAGAGCCUACCAGAAGCUGGUUCCUCGUCACCUUUUCAAGAUCCGACGUUGGUCCAGAACGCUGAAAGCGAAAUUUCCUCCCCGUCAAAAAUUAGAAACAAUGGUGCGGUUCUGGUUAUUGCUUCCGUACCGCUAGAAGAAAAACAAGUUGUUGCCCUCUGGACAGAACUCGAAUGUUUCACGGGGUCGGCAAGUCAUGUCGUGAUUUCAACUGCGUAUUGGGCUAAACCAACUAUGGAUCUUCUAUUGGCUCGCGUUCGAAAGAAGAUACCGCGGUUUGCCUCCGGUCAAGUAACGAUUGAAGCUCAUUUCUACGAUAACGAACGCUAUGAUGUUGGUCUUUGGUGUGACGCCCUACAAGGAUUGAAGGAAGGAUAUGAUAACUUUGCUCUUUUGAACGAUAGUAUAUUUGCUUUGCGAGAAUUUAAUGGGGUUCUCGAUACGCUUCAGUCUAAUAAGAGUCUCUCCAUGACUUCCUUGACAUACAACGUAGACAAGGAAAAUCGGACGUGGCUUGAGUCAGUUUUUCGUGGAUUCGACGGCGAAGGUUUGUCUGUUUUCAUGAACCACUCGUGUGUACCCCAAACGCACCAAUCUUUCUGCAAAAACCUUCAUCGAAAGAACAAAGCAAAGCAAAAAACCGUACAGAGGUUGCGUAAACGAUGUAUCACCACUUAUCACGAAGUUUCGAUGGCAUGGCAAUUUCCAAGACCGCAAGAGCAAGUCCUUGGAUUGUACAAUGGAACGGUUCCUGAGGACAUGAAAUCGGAUGAGACCAGCCGUUUUCCAACGUGGGUCGUACAUGCGCCAUAUUGGAAGGAAAUUCUUGUUGGGAAAAACGAUUUUCCUGCUGCGAAAGUCAAUCAGGAGAGCAUGAUUGCAACUACGGAAGACCCACGAUUAAAAAAAUGCACCCGCUUUCUGAAUCGAUCGUUGAUGGACGAAAUCGACUUUUCAGUGGGAAAGCGCUCGAUAACUUAUUAAAAAUUUCGCCGAAGUGUUGUAAAAUCGAAAUCUAAUGAUUGCAAUCUACUUGAAAAGCUUUCGAUAAAACUAGUACUGCAAC
Messenger RNA from Pseudo-nitzschia multistriata, 1217 nucleotides. The record is from the annotation of a GenBank genome assembly. Lineage: Eukaryota; Bacillariophyta; Bacillariophyceae; Bacillariales; Bacillariaceae.